UCAGGCGCUACGCGGAAAACCCCAGCCUGCUCUAUAUUGCGGGUCCUCAGUCUGUUCCCUGCUUUCUCGAGCACGGACUGUUUGCAAUGGCGGAUUACGACAACUACGAUGACCGGGAUCGGGCUUACGGCAGCUUUGGAGGGGGACGAGGGUCCCGAGGAGGGGGCGGUGGUUCAGGAGGACCCCGCAGACAGAAGGAUUUGCCCACAGAGCCCCCCUACACAGCGUACGUAGGAAACCUGCCCUUCAACACUGUGCAGGGAGACAUAGACGUCAUCUUCAAGGAUCUCAGUAUGAGGAGCGUCCGGCUAGUCCGAGACAAAGAAACAGACAAGUUUAAAGGUUUUUGUUAUGUAGAAUUUGACGACUUGGAAUCCCUAAAAGAAGCCUUGGCAUACGAUGGCGCUCUCUUGGGUGAGCGUUCUCUCCGAGUGGAUAUAGCAGAAGGACGUAAACAAGAGAAGGGUGCUGGUGGCUUUGGUUUCAGAAAACCUGGCAUGGAAGACAGAGGCCGUGGAGGCUCCCGUGGACCCAGGGGAGGGGGCAGGGACACCAGAGAUUCCAGAGAGGAGUUCAGCAACUCUGGAGGUUUUCGAGACGAUGACUUCCGAGGUGGCGGUCGCCCCGGCGACAGGCGAGAUGGAGCAAGUGCUGGUGGGGGGAUGAGCCGGUUCAGAGAAGGACCCCCCCGUGGGUCCUCCACAGACUUCAGAGAGCCAUCAGAAGAGGAGAGAGCGCAGAGACCACGCCUCCAACUGAAACCUCGCACGGUCGCCGCUCCUCUUAACCAAGUCGCCAACCCCAACUCUGCCAUAUUCGGCGGGGCCAAGCCCCGGGAGGAGAUUUAAUAAAUCCGUGCAGCUGCAUUAUUCUGGAAGGCUAUACUGUGGAUCGACUGGCCAUGUUCACCAAAAAUCUUUCAAAGACUGCUCCCAAAGACUCCCCGCUGGUUAGGAAACUGGUUUCUCGCCCCUCUGCUGGUACACAAUGAAUGCCCAUGCCUGGUGCCAUGUCAGGGGUAGCCUUGGCAGCGACAUUGGCACGUCACCCCCAACCCUCCUUGUGUACCAACAUCAAAUACGAGUGCCACCGACAGUGGCUUCAGUUUGAUUCUGUUGCCUUUGGGUAAGGACUUUAAGAGGUUUAAUCCCCACCCCACCCCCCCACCCCCAAGGUUUAAUAUUUUCUAACAUGGUAAUAAAACAGACUAUUAAUAAGACAAGAUGGACAAAGCAAAUUUGCAUUGUCUGGGGGAAAAUAUAUAUAUAUAUAUAUAUAUAUAUAUAUAUAUAUAAUAUAUAUAUAUAUAUAUAUAUAUAUAUAUAUAAUAUAUUUUUUCUUUUUAAUUGGAGUGAAUUAAAUCUCUGCUGUCUGACAAAUUAAAGAAAAUAAUACUAAUAAAACUAACUAAUAAAUUUGAAACUGAUUUUUUUAUUUAAAGGCAUACAAAGCAUCGGUGUGUUUUUCUUGGUUAAUUUAAUCUUUGUUUAGUUGAUACAGUGUUGCGAUUCUGUGCUGAUAGCCAGAACAGAAUGCAGAUGUCUUAUGUAGAAGGUCAAUCGGAAGCCCAGAACAUACCUAAACAUCAGCACUUUCUAUAACCUACAUGCAGGCAGUUAGAGCAGAAAGGUGCUUGAUUCAAGCUACUUCCUUAAUGUGACUGUGCUGACAUGUUAAAACUGUGCUCGUAAAGUUAACACCUUUCCAGACUCUUGCUUCAAGACCGUAACACCUCUGUAUCUUCCAAACACAGUUUUUAUUUUAAAGUAAAACUAAGAAGCUUUAUUAUUAAAACCCAGCACUCUGUAUUGCUUUAAUGUCUAAUCCUCCCUUUCUGUCAUUCUAUGAAAUUUGAAAGAUUUUUUUGACAUUAGUCGGUCUAUCCAGAUGACUUUCUGCAGAAAUGAAUCGACACAGAAACCCUGCUUCUACAGAAGAGCCACAGAUUAUACAGAAGGUGCAAUAGAAAGAGAAAAAGAUGAAACUACUACAGCCCGAGUCGCUCGCAUACGUAUUUAAUCUUUUAAUCUUCUGCAACUAGCAUCAUUUAAUGGAACUGAUAUCUCAGAACUCAGUAAAUUGCAUUGCCUGCAUAUAGGAAGCUUAUUAAAGGCAUUGGAACCAGAGUUCCCUUUGUGCUCCCGUCUAGGUGGUGCUAAACACAGAGCUACUCUCUAGUCCCCACUAGUGCUAGUAUACAAUGCUUGGGAAUCUGUGUGUUGCGGCCAAUUUGAUCUACUUCCAUGUUAAUAAAUUAGGCAUGACCUGUCAUAGGAAUAACUUUUCCUCACUGUAUGUACAGAACACAGUUAAUCAGUCAAACUUUCUUUUUAUUAUUAUUAUUAUUUUUUUUUUGGUCAGUGUUCUUGGCAAUAAAACAUAUCCCAUAUUACUGAUGCUUUUCAGAAUGUGUUGAAUUAUUUAAAGCUGUGUUAGACCGUGUUUGCUGUUGAAUGUCUUGUAGGGUAUUGGCUUUUCUGGUCUGGUGCUUUUGUGCAUGUUGGUCUACAAUUGUGCCCUUUUUAGUCAAACGAAAUUAAAAUAAAGGCCAGCUGCUUUUGUACCCUCUGCAACAUCGCUCGGAGAUCGCGCAUCCUUUGUGCCACGGGUGAUGGGUUACUUUGGUGGCGGUCGGGGGGGUUGUUUUAAUCCAUAGGUACUUCCAGUGGUUUCCCUUUUGAAUAAAUUACCAGUGAGGAAACGAGAACAGAAAGCAAUGGAGAUGUGUUUGUGAAGGGAUGACCAAGAUUGCUUCCAUUGCAUUAACCCUUCCCCGUGUGUUCUCCCCGGCACUGGUUUUCUGGGUCUGAAUAUUCAUAAUAUUUCGGAUGGCAGCUAUAAAACAAAUCAGCUCUUUGGCCAGGGAGACUGACAAGCCUAGCGGUGCUCCAUGCCAAGCAUUGGAUUGAAUGGAAUAGGACCCCCUCCCCCCCCGCCUCCCAUUGCCUGUCGGGUCCAGGUUUUACUUCAAGCUUAACAGACAAGCCUCAGCUUAGACAAACUGAGGUGUGUCUGAUUCAGCUUGAAGUACAUGGCUCAAGCUGCUGUGCAAUGAGAGUGUGCUGUCAAUUUUUUUUUUUCUUCUGAUAUCAAGUUUCCCAUUAAAUUAUUUAAGCAUCAUUUCACCUUUUCGGUAGGUGGGGGCUUUUAAUUCUGAUGUGAGUAAUGCUGGGCUGGGCUGGGGUGGGGUGGGGGGGGUUCACCGAAGCCAGCACUUCGAUAAGCAGGGCUGUGUCUCAGUGUGUGACGCCAGUGAAUUGGAAUUAGAUAAAAUGGGUUAGAUCCAUAUUAAAGUAGACCCACGGUUUGUAAAGCAUAUUAGAAGCAACUUUGGUCCCCUUAAAUGUAUGUAUGUGGACUGUGCUGUAAACCUGCAACAUACAGAACAGUCCCUUCACCUGAUCUGUGUGUAUACCAGAACCAUGUGUCUAACACUCUUAACUAGUAAGACAUGCAUUGUGUGGCUUCUCUUCAAUGUGGAUUUUUCUGAUGAUGCAAGACUUAAGUCUCGAAUGUGGGGGUUGGGGUGGGGAACAUUUAAAAAAGAAAAAGCAGAUUGUUUUGUUUUAAUUAAACCAUCCCAUGUAAAUGAUGUUAUAACUUUUUUUUGUCAACAGUUGACUUUUAAAUGUUAGAAAAUCAAUUCCUGACACUUCACACAUUCUGCUUCGUAAGGAAAAAAAAACUGAAUUUGAAAUGAUUUGGUAUUUUGUGAAUGAUCUUUUAAAUAAAAGAAAACCUUAAAUAA
Messenger RNA from Acipenser ruthenus (sterlet), 3748 nucleotides. Its product is annotated as eukaryotic translation initiation factor 4H-like. The record is from RefSeq and is a predicted model, not a curated record. Gene Ontology annotation, molecular function: RNA binding. The transcript has 8 exons. Bases 87 to 848 code for a protein of 253 amino acids. Lineage: Eukaryota; Metazoa; Chordata; Actinopteri; Acipenseriformes; Acipenseridae.